GCUAACUUCACGCCAUCCAAAAAAUGAAAAAGCGGGAAAGUGCAAAAAAGAAUCGGCGCCAACUUCACGUCACAACAUCCAAAAACUUGCACUAAAAACCGAUCCAAAACAAAAAUAUUGAUAAGUUCCUAUUCCACUGUCGCCCCAAAAUGGUUCAAAAUUAUUAUCAGGGUCCACGUCCAGGCAGUUAAAUGGCUGUUGGCUUGUGUGAUGGCUUCGCCUCAAGCCUGCCUGAGUUCUAGUCCCGAAAUAGUCAGCCCCGGAGGCAAGUCCCGCUAUGGGCGGACCAGGCGCCCCAAAAUCUCGCACGACUUUUGCAACAUCGACGACGUUAUCAUCGACGAUAACCCCCCGGAAGUGAAGUCGCCCCUCAAGGCCCGCGAUGUCGUGUUCGAGAUCAAGGACGAGUUUACGAAACUCGACGACUUGGGGAUGAAAGUGGCGAACAACUUCAAAACGAACCGAGGCUUGGAUGCUUCGAUCAAAGAGCGCAAGUUUUUCAAAAGUGCGGUUGUAAGCAAGGCGGUGGAUGUUGUUGACGUGAGCAAGGUGCUUAAGUUGGUUUCGACGCCCGGUGCCGAGGCCCAGGCCAAAAGCCCGCCGAAAACCGUCCUGAAGACGUACUCAAAUCGGCGGAAACACGCCGAGAACGAGCGCGUUGUUGAGAGUUUUGGUUUGCCGGACGAACCGAUCAUUCCAGUGAAAGGCCACGCUUUCCAGCGACAUAGCAAAAUUGAUGUCGAUUUUGCGGCCGAAAACGACGUGAGUUUGCCGAAUCCGUGGACGUUUGAUGAGAUUUUUACCAACGAGAUGAAGGGACCCACGAAUGGAGAAACCUUUGAUGAAAACACCGAUUUUCAACAAACGCUCACCCCCAAGGGGGCCAAAAACGCCUUCGAACGUACUACAGGAAAGAAGAGGUUGUUCCGCAGUUCUGCAGAGGAAGGGGGCACAAUAGUUACAGUUUCACCAGUGUUAAAGAAAGCCAAAGUUGGGAGUAGCCCCCCGAAGAGGGUUCUCAGGUCGAAUUUUGAGUCAAAUGUGAAAAUCCAGUCGUCUGUUUCACCACAAAAUGAAACAAAUGAUAGUGUAGUGGAGGCAGAGUUGCCAAGUGCGGGCAAUGAAUCAGAAGAGGAGUUGCCAAAUAUAAGUCACAAGUCACUAAGAUCAAGCACUCUAAAAAACAAGUCACCCGAGAAAAGAAUAGAAAUUUCCCACGAAAAAAAUAAAAUAAAAACCAAGUCACCUGAAAAAUGUAAGCCAAAAAAAGGCUUAAAUCUGGUAAAAACAGCAAAAGAAAUUUCCACCGAAACAAAUAAAAUACGGGUUGGUGGGACGGAGUGUACUGUAAAAAACAAGUCGCCUAAAAAAAGUAAAACAAAAGAAGCCUUAAAUCCCGUAGUAACAGUCGAAGAGAUCUCUCCCGAAAAAAAUAACGUACAGGACGAUGCGGCGGAAGAAAAUCCUCUAAAAAAUGGCUCGUCUGGAAAAAGUAAAACAAAGGAAGCCUUAAAUCCGGUAAAAAUGGUGAAAACUUCCGCCGAAAAAAACGACGGACUUGAAGCCGUGACAAAAAGCGCGCUGACAAUGACACAAACUAAAACAAAAGAAGUCUUCAAUCCUGUAGUAAUAGUGACAGAGAUUUCUCCCGAAAAGAAUAACGUACAGGAAGAUGUGGCAGAAAACAGGACGGAGGAAAGUGGUCCAAAAAAUAAACCAAAAGAAGUUUUUUUAAAUCCUGUAAUAAUCAUGAAAGAAUUUUCCGCUGUAAAAAACGACGGCCCUGAGGCUGCAGAAAGCGAGCCGUCAAUGACACAAAGUAAAACAAAAGAAGUCUUAGAAAUUUCCGCCGAAACAAAUCAAGUACCCGAAAAUGAGACGAAAGAGGAAUUGAAAGUUAUUAAACAAGAAGUAAUAGAGCUCGAAGUUGGGGUUCUGGCCUGGGCUAAACUUGGCAAUUUUCCCUACUGGCCGUGUCUGAUUACGCAAGAACCGGCGAGUGGAACGCAUCAAAAAUACGUUGUGAAUCGGAUCCAUCCGCUUUAUCACGUGAGAUUUUUCGGUGAUAAAGGCCGAAGGUCAUGGGUGCAUGGCCCAAACGUGAUGCCUUUUUACGCCAAAGACGAUCUCGAACGUCUUGCAAAAACGCUCGAAGUCGAGGGAAAAUUUAAACCAUCCUAUAUCAAUGAAUGUUGCUUUAUAAGACGCACCCUAAUGAAGAAAUGGCAAGAAGGAGUCGCUGAAGCCGAAUCUUUACAAUUCAAAACAGUCGACGAACGCUUGAAUUACUUUUCGAAGAUGUUUGCCAGAAAAAACGAACUGAAGCAAGAAAGACAAAAACUGAAACGUGCGCGGUUAUCAGCCGCCGAAAACUUGUCGAAAAAAGUGAAAAUCGAAGAAAUUGAAACACUUGAAUUGAUCAAACCGGAACCAGUCGAAGUUACUUCGAGCCCCGACACUUUAAUAAAACCCCCCAAAAAGAAGAAUUUCUUAAAGAAGGAAGAAUUUUCCGACGAACAACUCGAAGCGCGCAAGAAACUACGCAAUCCACAAGUGCGGGAAGAAAUCCCCCAACCUUCGAGCGCCCCGAAGUUGCGUAAAAAGCCCCAAGGUGAAAAUUCAAACUCGGACACCGACUCCAAAUUCAGCGACAACAGCUCGCUCCCACCCUCCAUGCAAUCGCAGGCGGCCCUGUUUCGCCGCAACAACAUCUUCCGGGGAAUCCCUCGCGAGAAAGUGUGCCAAAUAUGCGAAAAAUCCGGGGAAAUCUUCAAAUGCAAGGGCCCCUGUAACGGCGUUUACCACCCCGAGUGUGCCAUGAAUCGCGUCGUGGAACAAAAAAGCAGCGUCGAAAUAAUCUCACUCGAAUCGAAGCAACCCUUGCCCGACCUGGGUACUUCCCCCAACUACACGGGAAUGUCCCUAGCUGAGAAAAUCGACCAUCGGAUGAAAGAAAUAAUGAAAAAGUUUGACCAAUCGGUUUAUUGCGAAUCGACCGAUUCCAGUAGCGAUGAGUACGUUGUAGAAGAGGUGGUUAGACAAGCCUCGCCCCCAGCCCAAUCGAAACUCUCCCUCACCGUCACCGCCACGCCCACGAAGAAGGAAGUACCAAUCAUAAAGCACGUCACUGCCGACAAUAUCAGUUACAUUUGCGUGAGUAAUGAGGCACCAAAGGAGGACACCACGGGUUUGAAAUGCACGUGGUGUGCCUCAGACGAGGCCCCCUUGUGCCUCGUGUGUGGGGAGAUGGGGGCCCAAGGGCGCCAGAAGUGCUCGCUGCACCAAUGCGGCCGUUUCUACCACCCCGAGUGCCUCAAACUGUGGCCGCAGACGCAGUGGUCGCUGAACGCGUCGGACAGCUUCGUGUGUCCUCGGCACGUGUGCCACACGUGCAUUUCCGACGAUCCCCGAGCGGCGAACUCGCGCUGUUCGAGCGAUAAAAUCGUAAAAUGCCUCAAAUGCCCCGCCACCUACCACUCGAGCAAUUACUGCGUGCCUGCGGGCACGGAAAUUCUGACCGCCUCCCAGAUUAUAUGCCCGAGGCAUUUUACCAGAAACAAGCGCAACUACCAAUCAACGAUCAACGCCAAUUGGUGUUUCAUUUGUUCGAACGGGGGCGACUUGAUCUGCUGCGAGACGUGUCCGACCAGUGUGCACAGGGAGUGUCUUCCGGGUGAUUUGGGCGAGGUUGAGACGUUUUUCUGUGAGGACUGCCAAUCGGGGCGGUUGCCCCUCUAUGAUGAGAUCGUUUGGGUGAAGCUCGGGUCGUUUCGGUGGUGGCCGGCCGUGAUCUUGUUCCCGAAUGAGGUUCCAGAUAACGUGAAAAAUAUCCCGCAUAGUAAGGGGGAGUUUGUGGUCAAGUUUUACGGGACGUACGACCAUUAUUGGGUCGGGAGAGGGAGGACGUUCUUGUUUCAGGAAGGCGAUCGGGGACAUUCGGGUUCGGUGAAGAAGCGAGUCGAUAACGCGUUCGUUAAGGCGAUUGAGGAGGCGGCAGCAGCGCACGAGUUGAAGAAACAAUUUAAGGCGAGGAAAUUUGAAGAGAAGAAUAGUGGAAUGAAACCGCCACCGUACGUUCGGAUUAAGGUGAAUAAACCCGUGGGGAAUGUGAGGGUGUUUGAUGGGAAUACGAGUAAUACGACCUCUUGUGAUUGUGAUCCGAACCAGCCGCAUCCGUGUGGACCUGAUAGCGACUGUCUAAACAGGCUGCUUUUGACCGAAUGCAACCCCGACGUGUGCCCGGCCGGCGACCGUUGCAACAACCAAUGUUUUGAAAAACGCGAAUACCCCCCUUUGGUGCCCCACCGCACACUUUACCGCGGUUGGGGCCUCAAAACCCUUGCUCCAAUCCGAAAAGGCCAAUUCGUAAUCGAAUACGUUGGCGAAAUGAUCGACGAACAGGAGUACCAACGUCGCGUCCAAAAAAUGCACGAACAAAAAGAAGAAAACUACUAUUUCCUCACGAUCGACAAGGACAGGAUGUUGGAUGCCGGUCCGAAAGGCAACGUUGCCAGAUUUAUGAACCAUUCGUGUGACCCGAACUGUGAGACACAAAAAUGGACAGUGAAUGGCGACACCAGAGUUGGAUUAUUCGCAAAUUGCGACAUUCCAGCCGGCACUGAGCUCACCUUCAAUUACAAUUUAGAAUGCAUUGGGAAAGAAAAGAAGAUCUGUCACUGUGGCGCCCCCAAUUGUAGUGGCUUUAUUGGUGUUAAAGUGAAAACGGAUAAUCCCCCGAAAAAGUCGACUAAAGCCAAGAAGAAGAAAACACCACCGCUUGAAUAUGUCGAUAAUGACAAUCCCUGCUUUAUUUGCGGCAAGCAAGGCGACGUUGCCGCGUGCAAUAAUAAGAUUUGUACAAAGUAUUAUCAUUUAGCCUGUGUGGGGCUUGAGGCAUGGCCGGAAGGGAACAAGUGGGUGUGUCAGUGGCACAAUUGCAACAUUUGCACCAAGCGCACAAUUCGCUGUUGCGUGCGAUGCAUUAACUCGUAUUGUCCGUCUCACUCUGACGGCAACGUCCGUUACGAUAAGCUGCUAGGGUUCGUCUGUAGUGAGCAUGACUCGUCGAAGGAGUCCAACGCGGUCGUGACGAGCCACGUGCCCGCACCCGAUUCGUGCGUCAGUGAUGAGGGCGUGGUCACGUCGACGACUUCCGAUGAUUCACGAAUGAACGGAUUCGUCACCUCCACGCCGGUGAAGAAAAACGACAAUUCGUACGAUGAGAGUGUGGUGAGUUCGUCCGAAAAGAAACCGAAGAAGGUUAAAAAGAAGAAAGUUGAAAACACUGCCAAUUUUUUACUCGAAAACGAAGUCAAGCUGAAUAAUUUCGCGCCCGUGAAGUAUUUGAGGACUAGUAGGAGUAGGAAUAGUGACCCUGAAAGGGACCUCCCGAUUCGAAAACGUACCAGACUUAGAUGUGGAAGUUCGUUGUAGAAAUUUGGGUUUUAAUUAUUUGUAAACUUUUAAUUAUGCCUUAUUUUAUUUAUUCAGUGUUUGUAAAGGCAAGUAAUAAAUUUUUUGUAUAAAAUUAUAUAAA
Messenger RNA from Tribolium castaneum (red flour beetle), 5536 nucleotides. It is a transcript of the gene NSD, whose product is annotated as Nuclear receptor binding SET domain protein. Gene Ontology annotation, molecular function: protein binding; histone methyltransferase activity. The coding region runs from base 211 to 5433 and encodes 1740 amino acids. The transcript is spliced from 10 exons. The record is from RefSeq and is a predicted model, not a curated record. Gene Ontology annotation, cellular component: nucleus. NCBI's taxonomy places the organism in Eukaryota, Metazoa, Arthropoda, Insecta, Coleoptera, Tenebrionidae.